ACUAGUAUGUGGAGGCUGGACUGUCAGAGCUAUAGCUGGAGGAUUCUAGAAGACCAUACCGAUGGAUUUAUAUUUUUCCUUCAUCUUUCCCUCCUGAUUAAUUUUAUUUAGCAAAAGUUAUUUUUGAAUUUCUCGAAUACUGUUUGAAUGCAAAAAUGGGCUGCUCUCCAUCAAAGGGUAAGUUAUUUUCAAAGCAUGAAGGCACUGGACCUCAAAAGAAUCUGCUGGCUGAAACACUACAGGAUGAUGUCAAUUCUAAACCUGUAGAGGAGGAAAGCGACUGUUUGCAAACCUAUGAGAAAGAAAAUGAACUUCCACUAACCACUGAAGAACAUCCCAGGAAAGAGACCUCCGACACAACAGCUGCUGAAAAUGCAAGAAACGAGGACAUUAAAGAAACAGAGGUGAAUGUGAUGCCCGAAGAGGUAGUUGAUGACGCUGUACAAACAGUUAAGAUUAAAAAAACAGAGAAAAGAAAGAAAAAUAAAGGCCAGAGGAGGUCUUCUCAAAAGCAGAAGCCUUCUAUUCUCCAAGCAAAGGUGGACUUCCCACCGCACAUGGUCAGGGCUCACCAGGCAGCCUAUGCAUUUCUGAAUCCAAACAUCUCCAAAUAUGAGACCCUGUUGGGCCUGCUGGACCAGGCCGCCCAGACACAGUUGUCCCUUCAGCCCAUGAUGUCUGCUUUGGUGUUGCGCUUUGAGGAGAUCAACCAGGGUCUAGAGGAGAUGGCUGAGGAAGGGGAGCUGAUGUUGAAAGAGCAUGGAGACUACAUGGCUUUGCCAUCUGGGAUGAUGACCCCAGCCGUUAUGCAAGCUAAACCUAGCACUGCUACAGCCAGCCCUCCUGAUCCACCUCAAGAUCUGUUACAGCAACUGCUCCAGCAUUCGACAGAGAAAAUGAGGAUUGUGGGGGGCUCGGUCCAUGCACUGGGUGACACCACGCUUGAGGAGGCAUUGGAGUAUUUUUCUUCCCUUUCUAAACUACUGGUUGAGAAGCUGCAGGCCAAGCAGGCAGCAGAACGGAGGAUGGCUCAGGUGCUGGCGCGGGUAGAGGGAGCUACCAUGAGAAAAUCUAACCCAGAGGAUUCAGCACUGCACAGUGAGGACAGUGGAAUUGGGGGAGAAAACGAAAGUCUGACAGGGUCUGAGAGGCACCGCCACCACCGAGGGAGUGCUGGAUCUGGAAGCUGUGGGUCUGGAAUCAACAUUCGUGGUGCAUUUGAUACUCAGCCCAUUAAUGUACCCAACCUGGUAGGCCAUAAUGAAGAUGAUGAAGAGGAUGAGGAGGAAGACGAUGAUGAUGACGAAAUGUAUGUGGAUGAUGAAUGUGAUAGGCCUGAAAGGAAGAGGUCAAACUCUUCCCCACCGGAUCCCAGUCAACCUCUUCUCUACAUGCGUGCAAAUUACAUGCAGGGUCAGCAGCCAGCAGUCGAACAACCCCUGACUGUUUUCACUUCAACCAAACUGGAAAACUCCUCAUCCACCAGAUCUGAAAACAUAAUGAUGGAGCUACAAAAUAGCCAGAGGGACUUGGAUCAGCGAAUGAAAAAGAUGGCUGAAAUCCAAGGAUACAAAGAGUUAGCAGGGCCUCAUUGUAAAAUAUACAGAGCUGGACUAAGACGGCAUUCAUUAAGUGGAUCAGCUGGUGCACAAUUCAGAGGAAAUCAAUCACCUUGUUCCUUUCCAAUUUUAGCACCUCAACCACCCAAGCGACAAUCUGUCAGAAGGCUGAUAAACACCUUUAGCCAAGGGCUGGAUGGUAGACCAGGGCAGAGGCUUGCUAAUAUUCCACCUUAUAUCAGGAGGCUCAGGAAAAGUGGGAUCUUUCUGGCAUCUGACACAGUAAAUGGUAAUGAGCGGGGUAUAGUCACCAAUGGCAACCAUAACAACAACAGCUGGGCCGAUGGCAGAGAUGACUUGGAUGUAGACAACCUACCACCUCCACCCCCAGAGGUUCUGAUGGACAAUUCAUUCCAGAGUACUGACGGCAUACCAGGAAAUGAGGAAAGGUCACAGAAAGAUUCAGUUCGAAGUCUCCCAAUGAUAAUUCAAAACACAGGAGUUACCCAGCGUCUGAAGGCAUCCGUGCAGAAUGUGGAAGUGCUACCAAGCCGUGCGAUUGUGAGGCCAAGAUCGAUUAGUAUCUUGCCUGCCCAUCCUGUCAGACAGGAUGCCGUUGUGGGGACGAAAGAUACAGAACAGCAACCAGAUACUGAUCAGGAUCCAGAAAUGGAGAAGGCUAACUGUCUCUACCAACAGGCACGUAAGAUCAUUCAUCUACGCAAUGCAGCAGGAUCUCCAGACAAGAGAAAUAUUGCAGAACUAAGCAGCAGAGGACCUUCAUCCUUUCAAGCCAGAAUGGGCCCGAGAUGUGAAAACAAUGAAUUUCAUGAGGGUGAGAUGUCCUCAUCCAGUCUGCCUGUGACAGCACCCCCUGUCUCUAGAGUCCGCCUACCACCAUCUUGUCCCUCUGUGUGCCACAGAUUUCCAAGUCCUCCUGUGGUCAGACCUCAGACCAUCUCUAGGCCCUCAUCUCGCCCAGGUUCUCCAAGAACGGUGACACGUGCCACAGAUAAGAACACUGAGGAGAUCAUUCCAUCUGUGUCUUUUAAUGAUGCCCGUUCCGUCUUCUGCCUAAAUGAAACACAAAACUCUCAGACCUGCAUUGCCACUGGAAGUUCUAUACUUCCCAGACCAUGGGGAGAGGCCUCCCGAGGCAGACUACCCAUGAGAAAGAAAGACAGCUCAACCCGCCGUGUCCAGUCAGAACAGAGGCCUAGUUUGACUACUCAUUCAGAGUUUUCCAAAGAUGGCAGUUCGGUGUCUAGCAAGGCCAAGGGGAGUGAGCAUGCUACCACAAAAUAUGGGUUGGACAGUCCUCUGAUGACAGAGGAUGACGCCCAUUUGGAUCCAAGUGCCACUGAGACAGCAGCCUAGAACCUGUGAUUGUUCCAAUGUCUAAAGUGAAAUAUGAGUUGGGAAUGGAGAAAGGGAUUAUGGAUUAGCAGGAUACUGAGGUUUAGCCCCUUUCUCUUUGCUUUCCUUUCCUUUCCUGAUUAAAGAGGUUUGUUCCAAGAGUGGGUUUCAGACACAUGUAUAAUGUUAAUUCAGUUUUGAAGGGCACGAAUGUUAUUCUCUGGUCGAUUUCUGAAAACAUUGUAAAAAUUUAUCUGUAUCAUUUUUUAGAAGGUCAUACUUAAUCUAUGAUGAAUGUUGAAUAUAUAAUCCACCUUGAAUUUGUUUAAACUGAAGAUACAUGUACAAAUGUUGUUAUAGCAACCAAUAACACCCUUGAAUCCUCAAAUGUCCUCUCAGUUUGCUGGUGAACUGAUGAAGAGUUGGUAGAGCAAGACGAGGUAGAGACCUAGUAUAUGGCUGGGCGAGGGGCGUGGUUGGCAGUGGUGUAUGUAAGGUGAAUUCCUGGAGCUGUAUUCAUAAAGCUUCCUAGUACAAAGAGUUGCUCCUGGUGACGAAAUUCUUAAAAAAAAUCUUAGGCAUAUGAUGUUUUCUAAGAUUUUCUACUUACAGUUAAGACAAGAUCCUGAUAAAGAUGAAAAUGUCAAAAUGACAGUGAGUAAAUGUGAUGAGUAUGAGAUGUAAUGUUGGUGGUUUCAUCUGUAGGUGUGGUUGCAUCUCAUUACAGGUGUUAUGGCAUUAUUGCACUGGGUGGGAGAUGUGAGUGCAUACAUCUCCCACCCAAAGCAAUACUGCUACAACAAAAGCAAUUACUGAAACUGAUGAAAACAGCCAUUUUUCCUCUUAAAAUUAUCAGCAUGGUGAAUAAAUGUAAGCAAAUAAAUGCAACAACUAUCAGCCUGUGUUUCUAAUAUCUAUUAACUGCCCCUGCUCUUUGAUUGCUGCUUGUUUUUCUAUGUCUCUAUAUUGAGUGUUUUGGCAGAGUGAUUGUUAUGUACAGUCUAGCAGAAAUUUGGGGGAUUUGGGGGUUCUAUUGGCUGCUAUACCAAAUUCAAAAAGUAAGCCUUUAAUUUGCAUAAUUAUCAGAUGUAUUCAAAUGUUUUUGCAUGUGUUUUAAAUUGUGUUUGGGAUCGUUUGUACUAGCUUUCUACUUGUGUUCACCAUAUUUUCUACCUCCACUAUGUCCCAAUAAAAGUGAAA
This is a messenger RNA of Chelmon rostratus (copperband butterflyfish), 4115 nucleotides long. RefSeq lists its product as uncharacterized. The record is from RefSeq and is a predicted model, not a curated record. Lineage: Eukaryota; Metazoa; Chordata; Actinopteri; Chaetodontiformes; Chaetodontidae. The coding region runs from base 156 to 2936 and encodes 926 amino acids. The transcript is spliced from 2 exons.